This is a messenger RNA of Colossoma macropomum (tambaqui), 2399 nucleotides long. RefSeq names its product potassium voltage-gated channel, KQT-like subfamily, member 1.2 (gene kcnq1.2). The transcript has 20 exons. NCBI's taxonomy places the organism in Eukaryota, Metazoa, Chordata, Actinopteri, Characiformes, Serrasalmidae. Gene Ontology annotation, molecular function: voltage-gated potassium channel activity. The coding region runs from base 1 to 2211 and encodes 736 amino acids. Gene Ontology annotation, cellular component: membrane. Gene Ontology annotation, biological process: transmembrane transport; potassium ion transport. The record is from RefSeq and is a predicted model, not a curated record.
AUGGGAGAGAUGCGGGGGCGUCCCAUCCCUCUCCUGUGCCGGUCCCGGCGCUUCGGCUGGUCCAGCAGCUGUGACAGCAACGGGCCGAAAAGCAGUGGCCCAAACGGGCACACUUUCACUGGGCCAAGCUCCGAGUGCAGCUUGGAGGAGGCAGCAGCACCUGUGGAGGAGCCACCAGUGGACAGCUCGCACUACUCUCCUGUUUCAGUGGAACUGGAGCCUGUGGUGAAUAAUGGAUCAGGCGUCCCCGGGCCUCCAGGCGGACACACAAAAGAGGCAGCGGUGCACAGAGAGUACGUCCAGCCGCGCUCCUGCUCCUCCCUCUCCCUGUCCAGCGGCGCGGUCAGCGGAGAGCCAGUGCGUGGGCUGCCCGGCCCCGCUCCCUCUCGCUUCACACACAACCCCUAUCACGCCAAGACUAGCAUGCAGGGCGAUGUCUACAACUUCCUAGAGAGACCUGCAGGCCUGAAAUGCUUCCUCUAUCACUUCCUAGUGUUCCUCAUGGUUCUAGUAUGUCUUAUCUUCAGUGUGCUUUCCACCAUCGAGCAGUACGCAGACUUUGCCACUGGAACACUAUUCUGGAUGGAGAUCGUGUUGGUGGUGUUUUUUGGUACGGAGUACGUGGUGCGUCUGUGGUCAGCAGGCUGCAGGAGCAAAUAUGUGGGCAUCAAGGGCAGACUGCGCUUCAUCAGAAAACCCAUCUCUAUCAUAGAUUUGAUAGUGGUGGUCGCAUCAGUCGUAGUACUGAGUGUCGGUUCAAAUGGGCAAGUUUUCGCCACCUCUGCCAUCAGAGGAAUCCGCUUCCUUCAGAUCCUGCGCAUGCUCCAUGUGGAUCGGCAGGGAGGCACAUGGAGACUUCUGGGUUCUGUAGUCUUUAUUCAUCGUCAGGAGCUGAUAACGACGCUGUAUAUUGGAUUCCUGGGUUUGAUCUUCUCCUCAUACUUUGUGUAUCUUGCGGAGAAGGAUGCCGUGGACGAAGAGGGGAAGACAGGCUUCUCAAGCUACGCUGAUGCGCUGUGGUGGGGAGUCGUCACUGUGACUACAAUAGGUUAUGGAGACAAAGUUCCCCAGACGUGGAUAGGGAAGGCCAUCGCCUCCUGUUUUAGUGUGUUUGCUAUCUCCUUCUUUGCUCUGCCAGCGGGAAUUCUGGGUUCAGGCUUUGCUCUGAAGGUGCAACAAAAACAGAGACAGAAACACUUCAAUCGCCAAAUCCCAGCUGCUGCCUCUCUAAUACAGACACUGUGGCGAUGCUACGCUUGUGAAAAACCUGAUGGCUGUCCAGCUACCUGGAAGAUGUACGUGUUGACGGGUGACUACAUCCCAGUCAUAAACUCAGAGAACUCCAGUCCUGGAAACUUCAGAAAACUGAGUAAGCGCUAUAAGCGGAGGCUGAAGUCCACCCGUGAUAAUGGUUCCCUGGGGAACGCAGGAGAGAAGGCCCUGUCCAUCCCUCAAAUCACCUAUGACCAUAUAGACGACAAAGAGGACAAGAGAGAGGUGCCCUUCUUCCUUGAGGAACCUCCAGGCAUCACAAAGAUGUUCAGGCAGACAGACCGUCAGCACUCCUGGUCUUCUUUCAAUCUUAGCUGCCCUGCAUCUCCAGUUAAGAAAAAGCUGGAUGGACCCCCUGAUAUCUCACGCACUAACAGCCUAGUGGAUGACAUGGACUUCGCUAGUGAAUUUAUUCCACUCCCUGUGGUGACAGAUGCUUCACAUCUACUGACAAGGCCUUUCUUGGCAAAGGAGGAGGACUCUGUCUCUACACAGCAGUUGAAUUCAAGCAGGCUCUCCCAUGCGCACAGAUCUGCCAUCAAAGUCAUAAGGAGGAUGCAGUACUUCGUUGCCAGAAGGAAAUUUCAGCAAGCAAGGAAGCCGUACGACGUGCGAGACGUGAUAGAGCAGUAUUCCCAGGGCCACCUCAACAUGAUGGUCCGUAUUAAAGAGCUCCAGAGACGGUUGGAUCACACGUUGGGAAAGCCAGGAAUGUUUCUGCCAGAAAAGGGUGUAGACAAGGAGUACUACACUGUUGGAGCCAGGCUGAUCAGACUGGAGGAUAAGGUGCUUCAGAUGGAUCAGAAGGUGGAGAACAUCCUGAAGAUCCUGGUGGAGCAGUUCCAGCCCAAAUCCGAGCUGCUUCAGAAACCAAGCCACAGCCACUCCCGUGUAACCGUCAUGAAGCGCCUGGGUGUCAGCAUGGAUGAGGGACAAUGAGACAGGAAACAGCCACACUGGGUCAAGACUGGGACACAUCUGUGGAUAAAGAUUGUCCAGGAGGAAAGAUGAGGCCUUUUGUCUGUGUGGGAGACCCAGACACAACAGCGCACAGAGCCAUACACCCUCACAAUGGUUCAGCCCACAAAGCCACACACAACUGAACAAUGUGACCAUCUCUAAAGGAG